Molecule: messenger RNA, 1490 nt
Organism: Nicotiana tabacum (common tobacco)
Lineage: Eukaryota; Viridiplantae; Streptophyta; Magnoliopsida; Solanales; Solanaceae
Source: RefSeq, a predicted model, not a curated record
GGAGUCGGUGGUUCAAUGGGUCACAAGAGCUGACAAUUAUUUCCCUUUUCACGGGGAAAAAAAAACGAAUCCCUAAUUUCAAAGACAAUUCAAAGGCUUUUUCAACGUGACGGAGCUUAUCAAUCAUCACAAUCGCUGGUAAGCAUUGCUUGGAGCAUAAGGGUGGUAGCUGAACCGGUAUCGACAUUGUCCUUGAGAUUUAUGGUUGAAUGGCUGUUACCUCUGAAGAACUUACUCAGGAGAACCCAACCGACAGAUUUCCUUUGCUCAUGGAGCAAGCAGAAAGUCAUGAGAGGAAUGAACAUGUUAUUGAUGUAGAACAAGGAGGUGGUCCCUCAUCAUCAGGUUCAUCUGAUAAUGGUUCUCCUCGUGGCUUGGAAAUGCCCAACCAUGAAGAUAGACCGCCUGGUCGACAUUCUUCAUCUUCAUCCAAUGAUUCAAUUUCUCAAAGCCCUUCAAUCGCAAGGAGAGGUGAAGGUUCUGAUCGUCGUUGGAGCCCAUUUAAUACCCUGUUGUGGCUUUCCAUUGAGCUAGUAUUCACCUUAGGACAGAUUGUUGCAGCGAUUGUUGUUUUAUCCUUGUCAAGAGGGGAAAACCCAGAAACCCCAUUAUUUGCUUGGGUUGUAGGUUAUGCAACUGGAUGUGCAGCAAGCCUCCCUUUACUGUACUGGCGGUAUCUUCACCGUUACCGAGCCACUGAUCGGAGGUCAGCUCAACUGCGUCAAGGUUCCCCCCAAGUCAAUUCCACUGCAGAGCCAAAUUCUUAUAUUACUAUCUCAUUGACUCGGACCUCAGAUGAGGAAGAUGGUAGAAACACAUCUACAGAAAUUUUGACCAGGCAAAGCAAUGCAAGACUUAGUUCACUGGUAGAUCAUUUCAAGAUGGCCUUGGAUUGCUUCUUUGCAGUGUGGUUUGUUGUUGGCAACGUUUGGAUCUUUGGGGGGCACUCAUCUUCUUCUGACGCUCCCAAUUUGUACAGAUUAUGUAUAGCUUUUCUUACCAUUAGUUGCAUUGGAUACGCUAUGCCUUUCAUCUUGUGUGCAAUGAUAUGUUGCUGCCUGCCUUGUAUAAUUUCAAUCCUUGGUGUCCGUGAGAAUAUGCAUGGAGUGAGAGGAGCCACAGAAGAGUCCAUUAAUGCUCUUCCGACACAUAAGUAUAGGGUCAAGACCAAUGGAACGGGGAGCAAUGGAAACAAAAAUUCAGAAGGGGAGGAAGGUGGUUUUAUAGCCACCGGCACAGAGAAGGAACGUGCUAUCUCGGGAGAAGAUGCAGUAAGUUUAUCCUUCCAUUUAUAGCCUUUGGGAGUCAGAAAUUGAAUUUGUGGAUAAGUCUCACAGAAAGUAGUUUUUGCUUCUUGAUUUGAUGUUGUUUGCAUCUGAAUGAUCUAAAGUAUUUAUAUGGGUACUACAUCAACCAAAUGGUUAUACGCAAAGAGACAACAUUUCUAUUUUUCCAUGACUGCUAUUCAUACGCUCAAUGAGGCAAUAAUA